Messenger RNA from Colletotrichum destructivum, 1604 nucleotides. Its product is annotated as Putative NADP-dependent oxidoreductase domain-containing protein. The record is from RefSeq and is a predicted model, not a curated record. The transcript has a single exon. Bases 372 to 1520 code for a protein of 382 amino acids. NCBI's taxonomy places the organism in Eukaryota, Fungi, Ascomycota, Sordariomycetes, Glomerellales, Glomerellaceae.
CUUCUACACAACAAAGGGCCCUUACUACCGUUGCACACGACUGGUAUGCGACAUUCAGCUACGUCACCAUCGCCAUCUGUCCCCGCACUUUGAGCUCCAAAAGGGCGCAAUGCGCAUGUCGGAAACAGUGUCCCUUUUUUUUCGGCAUUUUCAUAGCUCAAUUCCGGGGGCCUAUUUCCGAUGUUAUUUGAGGCGUCUGGCGCCCCUACCAUCCCGCUGCCCCUCUUCGUCCGACUAUAUAUACAACAUGACGAGCCCUUCUCUGAGGUCCAAACGUUAACCCCUUCGCAACUUUGUAUGAGAGGACCUUGACCUUCUCCAUUGCAGCAACCCUUUCUUGUUACGAUUUCCGAUAUCAACCUCAGUCAACCAUGUCGAACUUCUUGGCACCCGCGCCUGAACCUCCCACUGAGCUGGGUAGGCUGCGCGUGCUCUCCCCCAACGCCGGCAUCCGCGUGUCCCCUCUUGCGCUGGGCGCCAUGUCGAUCGGCGAUGCGUGGGCUGACGGAAUGGGCGCCAUGAACAAGGAGCAGUCCUUCAAGCUCCUGGACGCCUUCUUCGAGGCCGGCGGCAACUUCAUCGACACCGCGAACGGCUACCAGGACGAGCAGUCGGAGCAGUGGAUCGGCGAGUGGAUGAGGGAACGGGGCAACCGGGAACAGAUCGUGCUCGCGACCAAGUACACGUCCGACUACAAGAGCCAUUCCCUGGGCAAGGGCCACACCGCCAACUUCACCGGGAACCACCGCCGGAGCCUGCACACGAGCGUGCGGGACUCCCUGCAGAAGCUGGGCACCGACUACAUCGACAUCCUGUACCUGCACUGGUGGGACUACACGACCUCCAUCAAGGAGAUCGUCGACUCGCUUCACAUCCUCGUCGAGCAGGGCAAGGUCCUCUACCUCGGCAUCUCGGACACGCCCGCCUGGGUCGUCAGCGCGGCCAACACGUACGCCAUCGACCACGGCAAGACCCCCUUCAGCGUGUACCAGGGCCGAUGGAGCGUGAUGCACCGCGACUUCGAGCGCGACAUCCUGCCCAUGGCCAAGAUGUUCGGCAUGGCCCUCUGCCCGUGGGACGUCCUGGGGUCCGGCAAGUUCCAGUCGAAGAAGGCUAUCGAGGAGCGCAGGAAGGCCGGCGAGGGGCUGCGUUCGUUCGUCAGCACGGGGCAGCAGACAGAGGCGGAGAUCAAGAUCAGCGAGGCGCUCGAGAAGGUCGCCGGCGAGCACGGCACCGAGAGCGUCACGGCCAUCGCGUUGGCCUACGUCCGUAGCAAGGCCGCCAACGUCAUCCCCAUCGUGGGCGGGCGCAAGGUGGAGCAUCUGAGGGCCAACAUCGACGCGCUCACCAUCAAGCUCACCGACGAGCAGAUUGCGUACCUGGAGAGCGUCAGGGAGUUCGACGUCGGGUUCCCGAACAACUUUUUGGGCGAGGACCCCAACAUCACCGGCAAGUCGGUCAGGCUCUCACGCGCUGCCCACAUGUCAUUUCCCAAUGCGGGCCGACAGACCAGCGUCUGAGAAUGGCCAGAGGGCGGCGCGGCAAUUUUUUAGAAAAGCCACAGUUAAACAGAACCUGAUAGACAAAUGCAACCAGAUCUGUAG